AUGAUAGCAAUAAUGAUGAUGAUUGAUGGUAAUGAUGAUGAUGAUGAUGUUGCUGGUGAUGAUGCAAUAAUGAUGAUGAUUGAUGGUAAUGAUGAUGAUGAUGAUGUUGCUGAUGAUGAUGAUGAUGAUGAUGAUGAUGAUGAUGAUGGUGAUGAUGGUCAACGAUAA
Messenger RNA from Brugia malayi, 168 nucleotides. RefSeq lists its product as uncharacterized. Lineage: Eukaryota; Metazoa; Nematoda; Chromadorea; Rhabditida; Onchocercidae. Bases 1 to 168 code for a protein of 55 amino acids. The transcript has 2 exons. The record is from RefSeq and is a predicted model, not a curated record.